Messenger RNA from Bacillus rossius redtenbacheri, 10085 nucleotides. RefSeq names its product SERPINE1 mRNA-binding protein 1-like. NCBI's taxonomy places the organism in Eukaryota, Metazoa, Arthropoda, Insecta, Phasmatodea, Bacillidae. Gene Ontology annotation, cellular component: nucleus; cytoplasm. The transcript has a single exon. The coding region runs from base 401 to 1852 and encodes 483 amino acids. The record is from RefSeq and is a predicted model, not a curated record. Gene Ontology annotation, molecular function: RNA binding.
GUAGAGUUGCUAUUAGCAUAGAGAGCUUGCGACCAGAACAUUAUUUAAUAUUUAUAUUUUUUAUAUUUACAAUAAGGUCUACCAACAUUUUGUACGCUAUGCUUUGAAAUUUUGGUUGCUUCAUAAAUUUGUGUGUAACUAUUUCAAAGUCUUAUCAAAUAAUUGCUUUUACUUUACAGUUUGGUAAAAUUUUAAUGUUAAAUUCAUGACAGAGAAUAUGGUUUUCCUAAAAAUGUAGAAGUUGUAAUUUGUUUUCGGUAAACAAAUGAACGUGUUUCCGUACUUUUUUGUGAAAUAAUGCUCUACGUUGUACGCCAUUUUGAAUGUAGUGAAUUCAAGUCGCGUGGUGGCGAAUUUAUAUUAUAUUGAUAUCCUCUAGUCCUCGAGGAUUUCAUUCAUAAUGGAAAAUACGUACGGUAUCGGGGUCGCAAACAGAUAUUCUAUAUUCCUUGACGAAGCGGAGGAUCCUCUGGAAGUUAUAAAGAUCCAAGAACAGGAGAAAGAAGCCAAGAAGAAGACGAAGUUGUCGGAGAAGGAGAAUAAAGGUAAAGCUGAAACUAAAGCGAAACCUCUUCAAGAAGUUCGUAAAGGAAUUAAAGAUACACAAAAUGUGAAACCCACCGAUGCUGUUAAGCCGAAAGAUGAGAGUGUGAGAGGGAAAUCUUCGUCACGACAGCCGCCGGAAAGAGGCGAGAGGAAGUUUGCCGGUGAAACGCGCGAGGAGAGAAACAACAAGCGAAACCGGGAGGAUCAGCCAGUAGGUCAGAACGAGUUCAACCGCGAAGGACGCGAGCCCUUCCGUGAUGCUCCCAGGUACGACUUUGGUGAUGUGCGAGGCCGCGGGGCCCGGGGUAGCCCUAGAGGCAUAGGCCGUGGAAGAGGACGGGGCACGGGGCGUGGCGGGUACGACGCCAGGGGCAAGCGGGAGUUCGACCGCAAGUCUGGCUCGGACAAGGCCGGGGUGAAGCCCGUCGACAAGCGCGAAGGCAGCGGUUCGCACAACUGGGGUACCAUGAAGGACGACAUCGCCGACUUGAGCACCACGACCUAUCAGAACGACGAGUCGGAUUGGGGUGCAGAGCUGAUGCCGACUGACCCGCAGUGGCUGGAGCCCAUGGAGAAAGAGCCUGCCCCUGAGGCACCGCUGGCGGUGGCGGCAGCGGCGGUACCGCCGCCGGCUGUGGAAGCAGACGGGGACGCUGUGCCGCCUCCUGAUGGUGACCAGGAGCCAGCCCAGCCGCAAGAGGAGGAGGAGCCCAAAGAGCUGACGCUUGAUGAGUACAAGGCCAUGCGGGGCAACAGGCAGAAACCCACCUUCAAUCUGCGCAAGGCUGGGGAGGGAGAGGACCUGAGUCAGUGGAAGAAGAUGUACGAGCUGAACAAAAAGAAAGCUGAGGAAGAGGCAGAUGAUGAAGAUGAGUACGAUGUUUCAGAGUACCCCCAGCGCGUGGGCAGACAGAAGCAUUUGUUGGAAAUCGACAUUCGCUUCACAGACUCGCGGCGUGGCGUCAGAGGGAGGGGUGCCCGUGGAGGCGGGCUCCGCGGAGGGCCGCGAGGCGGAAGGGGUGGCUUCCGAGGUGGCAUGGCUGGGAACCGCGGCGAGGGAGAGGUUCCACCUGGAGAUAGUCAGCCACCGCGUGAGCGUUUCAACCGCCCAGGUGGUGAGCGGUUCGAUCGCCCUGAGCGUGAGCGGUUCGAGCGCCCAGAUCGUGAGAGGUUCGAGCGCCCAGAUCGUGAGAGGUUCGAGCGUCCUGAUCGAGAGCGGUUUGAGCGCCCAGAACAGAGCAACAGAGUGCAGAGGCAGAGUGCUCCAAAAGUGGACGACGAGCGAGAUUUUCCUGUUCUUGGCUGAACCAUUUGAUUUUCAUUAGACCUUAAACAUACUGUGUUGUUGCAUAUCUAGUAAAGAACUUGUCAGCUGGAUUUUUUGAUAUUCUGGAAACUAGGAUUGUCUAAAAAAAAAAUAGUCAUGUAAUUAGACAUCAAAUGUUAAACUUAUUUUUAUCAUCAGUACAUAAAAUCAAAAUAAUUUCUCAACACAGGCAUUAAGUGUUAGUCUUGGAAAUAUUUUUUAGCCAUAAGUUGGUCAAUAGUUUUGUUUGUGCGUUAUAGUGUAAUAACUUAUGUAGGAUGUGUAGUUGUAACAUUUCCUAUAAAACAAACAUCAUUUGCGAUAGCAGAAAUUAUUUCAUUAACAUUGGAGUGAGGAGUGACUUUCCUAUAUAAAGUAAAUGUCAAGGCAGUGUGUUGGACAAGUUUGUGAAGUUUGUGCUGCUGAUGCUAUUGUUUGCUUCGUUUAGCCUUUGAAUGCAAUUCUAAAAUGCUUUGUGCUAUUUAUUUCAGUAUAUAUCAGCUUCCAUCCUAGUUUCACUUGGGAUGAGUUCACUCUUUGUUUGCAGACUUGAAUGGCUCAGGGUGUAUGUAUACAAUGCUUUCAUGUGUGUACAGUAUGUAACAGACUAAAUGUUUGAAAUUAGGUUUUUUUGAGAAGUUUAAUUGUAGUUUUUUCAUGUUAUCUGAAGUUCGGAUUUUGUAUAGUUGCUUCUAAAGCAAGAUUGUAAAUAACUUUGCCAAGGAUUUGUGUCAAUAUUUCUUUACGGCAGUAUCUGAGAAGGCAGAAGUUUUUUUAUUUCCGUUUACCACAAAGAACUUUUUAUUAUAGAACUAUAUUAUCUCAAUACAUCAUUCAAAUGACUUCAGUUGUUUUCUGACCAGUUAUUGGUUCUAAAAGUGUAACAGCAAUUUAUUAUUGAGUAAAUUAUAAUGUAAAGUGACUUAGAUUUUGUGGAAAUGUUAACUAUCCUAUCUAGAGUACUGACUAAACUCUGACAUAAUUAAAUAUAAAUAGUACAUAAAAUGAAGUAUGUUUUCAGUAAUAUUUUAAUUUGAACUUUGUGUUAUAAAUGGUAGUGAAGGUGGAAUGAAUUUGAAUUGGAAGAUCCAGAGCUAUCUGCUUGCAGGCUGCAAUACAGAACAAAGUGCCUGUAACUAAUUGCAAAGUGGUGGUUCGAUGUCAUACGAAUCGAGAGUAAAAUGUUUACCUUGGAUUCAAUUUAAACUCAAAUUUAUCGGAAUUAUUUAAUUUAAUUGUAAAAUCUCAUAAUUUUGGUUCAGUCCUGAAUUCAUUUCGGUCUUGUAAGAAUGGUGAAGAAUCUAAAUACAGUAAUGUAAGUUUAAAGUUUAUUAAAUAUUUGCUGCAUAGAGUUUUGUUUCAUUAAGUUACAAAUAUUAGAAUUAGACAUAAGCUGGUUUGAACUGAUAGCUCAUUAAUCAGUUUAUUAUAAAAUCUGAGUUGAGUAAUUUUUAUGAGUAAUAUACUAUUUUUUUAUUUUAGACUUAGUUUGAGUUCCCAAAUAAUUCUUGGAUUCAAAUUGCAAUGAAAGUUUGUAGGAACUCGGUUUUUCUGCAAGUUAGUUGUAGGUUGUACGUGACUUGCAUUAAGAUGCUGGAGUAAUUGGUGAGUGCGUUAUACAUGCAGUAGUUACAAAUGAUAUGCAGAACAAGCUUUAGGGAAGAAAUACUUGGUGGUCACUGGUCAGUCUUUGUAGAAGCCACAAGACUAUUAGUUGAGUUGAAGCGAUCAGUUUCAAGAAGUUAUACUUUGUCAAUACUUCUUUCCCGUCAGUUAGCAAGCUAUACAGCGUUGGGCCAUCACUGGAAGUGACUCGUGGCCUGGUAAGUGGUCAUUUUCUUGAGUUGACGUGUAGCAGGUCUUUUUUGUUUGUUCACAAUGGCAGGAGCUGUCACAGUUAUACAAAGUUUUUCCUAAAUUUUGAAAGAAAAAAAAUUUAGUUGACAGUUUUUGUGUAUAACAGUAAAAUAUGUCUGCAACCUUUGUAGACUGCUUUGAUUCAGAAUCCAAACAAAUUAGUAAUUCUGAAUAAGAGCCACUUCUACAUGAAAGUUAUAUUAAUAAAAAAAAUAUUUAUUGCUUGACAUGUUUUACAUUUAUUAUUUAAAGGGCAUUUUGACAUUUCAAGUAGUUUACCAGUACUUGACCAUUUAAAGAGAUAUUAUGUUGGGUAUUUUCAGAAUACUGUAAAAUCGUGAGGUUAGUUAUAAAUAUUCUAUAAUAGUGUGGAUGGUUGAUUAGGUUAGUUAAGAGAGAUUUAUAAUACUUAAUUGAGUGAACAGUUGGUUAGGUUUGGUUACAUUAAAUAUAUUUUCAAUUAAGAGAAUGGUGGUUAGCUACAUUUUAUAUUGGUAAUUCCUAAAAAUUGUUGAAAAUAUUUUAUAGUAUUUUUAAUGUAGCUAACCUAACCAACUGUCUGCACUAUUAUGAGGCAUUUUAAAUGUAGCAAACCUGACCAAAUGACCAUUCUCGCAAUUGUGUUUGUAAUAUGUAACUUAACCUAAUCACAUGUUAAAAUGGCUAACUGGUUAAAUUAUCUCAAAGUAUUUUGUAAUUUUUUAUAAUAUUUGUUUAGAAAAGUGGCUAUCCUUCAGAAUUACCAGCAAAUCAUGUUAAUAAUUUAAGAAACACAGGUGUAGGAAAGUGGAGCUGAAUUAACAAGUGCAAAACAAAAAAAGACAAACACAACUUUUGUAAGCUCAUGAUACAACUUUACAAAAAUUACUGUCCAAUCUGUCUUGUUUACAUCUGCUGAUGACCCACCAGUAUUAAAGUUUUUACUUUUUCCAGCAUGUCUGAUGUUGCAGGUUAUGUUAACCAUAAACGGGUGCUGGCAGUUAAUAAGACCCACGGCUAGAAAUCUGGUUUGUUAGUGAAAGAUGUUUGUAAAACCAAUAUCAUGUGGGAAUGUUGAGUUUGUGUACUGAACCUGCUACAGGUAUAUUUUAACGGGAAAAAAAUGUCUACUGCAUUUGGAAAGAUAAUUAUCUGUAUGUAGUGUGAGCUGUAAAAGGCAGGAACCUAAUGAAACAGACAUACAUUAAAAUGUGCCUUCUCAGAACAGCCGUGGGAAAGUCACGAAUCAGAGCAAUUCUAAGCUUCAGGCAUGGACUGCAUCAGAUUUACUUUAAAUGGAGCAUUUAAUGCGCGAGGAUAAAUAAUUAACAACCUCUUCAAGUACAAUGGUCUGUAAUCAACCAGAGGCAAUGUUCUAAUUGAUUAAUUCGUAAAUUUAUGAUUUGUUUGGUUUUGAUGAUUGGAUACAUCCUGCAUUCACUUGUUUCACAUUCUUAUCAAUCAGAUGUGGUUGAUUUUAAGAAUAUUUUAGAAAUAGGUUCAAGUAAUUUUAGGAUUAAAAUAUUUUUUUUUUUCAAGAAACAUCUCUGAAAUUCAUUAAACACUGUAUCUAUAAUAAUUGUAACUUCAUCAUUUAUGGUUUUUUGUUGAUUGUCGUACUUAAUACCUCGUGUUUUUAUUCUGAAUGUUGAAAUCAAUGUUGACAUUGUGCGAAAAAUACAUUUACGAAAUACUUCUUUGAUUUGGAAUGCAGAAUAGUGCCAUGUGAUCAUUUUGUCUUCAAAAUUUGCUAUUUCAAACCCGGUGUAAGAUUAGCAGGAGUAAAGUGUGUACUUUAGGGUAUAAAGAAUUAUAACAUGUAACACUAAAAUUGUUUACUCCUUAUAAUAAUGCUGAAAUCCUAGGUUUAUUGUCGUACUACUGUUAGUGUUAUGAAUUUCCUAUAUUUCCUAGCGUGUGUAAUUUGCAUGUCUUCACUGCUCCUGAUGGACUCUGUUGCGAUGGCCACUAGGUUGGAAAUCUGAGAGCUAACUUGCUGUGUAAUUUUGUCCUGAUGAAUAAAUAAUUUUUCUAAGUUCACUUUAGCUGCAUUUGCAGGUUUGAAAUAAAAAUUACUUGUCCAUUUUGAAGAAUUAGGUUGAUGUUGGGUUAUUGCAUCUAGUUAGCUAACUUGCAUCUGGAUUUGUGCGAAAAUAUUAUAUUAAUGGAAAAGUAAAUAUGUCAACAAUGGCAACAAAAUUUGCUUUUAAAUUUCUCUUUUUGUAGCUCAAGUGAAUUACACAUUCGUGAACUCAGUAGUUUGCUUUAUGGUUCAAACAUAAAAAAAAUCAGUUAUUGAUACAGGCAUUUAUUUCAGGAGGGGAUUUGGAAAAAAAUAUAUAAAAAGUAUUUGUAUUCAUAAAAUUUACAUAAAAAAACAAGGGCUUUGUACAGUUGCGUUACCUUUCUCAACAUGCAUCACUGCCUUCACCGAGAUAUCACUUUUUUUUUUCAUAUCUUCAGCGAUUUGGGGGGGGGGGGGGGGUGUUUAUGCUUAUUACUUUUACCUCCCCCUACUUCCACCAUAUAUUUAACAUUUAGCUUAGGUGAGAGAUCAUGACUACAGUUGGGCAGCCUUCCAGAAACUAGAAAACACUUUUGUUGAGCCAAUUUGGAAGAUUUCACGAUUGUUGUAGAUGUUAAGAAUUUGCUUUUUUUAUUAUAAUACCUAUUUUUUUUACCUAGUUUUAAAACUUGUAGCAUUAUUUUUAAUGUAACAAUCAAUUUUGCUGGCAGAGAGGUUUUUUUAUUAUAAUGAACAAAUCAAAAGAUCAUCUGUGUAUUUGUCAGUUUGUUGGGUUUGAGGUUGACUAGUUUCUGCAUGUGGUUGAGGUGUAAAUGGUUAUAAAACUGAAGAAUUUGUACCUCAUGUUUGCUCUCCAAAAAUGUUUAGGUAGAGGUAAAAAUAAAAGGCAAGGAAAGUGUAUGUACGUACAUAUAAUGGUGCUGCUGUUUAUGUUCAUCAUGUGUUUUUUGUGUAGCACUACACCUUACAUGGGAUACAGUAUAAUUUUAAUUUGCAGAAUGUAGGAACUGUUAGCCAAUGGGAAAUUAGCACCAAUCAGCAAAAAUAAUUUAUUAAUAUUUUUGUAGAAAUGUUGGUAAAGUGAGAGUGAGUGAAUUAAUAGUUUGAUGGAUAAGUGCAAAGAUUAAUAUUUUUAUGGAAUGAUUAAUUUUCUUGAAUUUAUCAUUUGAGGUGUGUGUACUUGAUUGAACAUAUGGCUAGUUCAUGAUGUAUGAAUAAUUUUUUUCUUUGUAUGUACUUGUUCUAACACUAAUGUUAUUACAAUCAUAUAAACCUUAAGGGAUGGCCAUUUCAAGCUGUGUGUGUUGUGUGUGCCAGCAUUAUGCUUUUAUCAGUACUGUUAUGAUUGUAGAACAUACUUCGAAAGAUUUUAAAAGAAAUAGGUAAAUAAAUGUUAAGGUAGCAGUUUCUGGUAAAUACAGCGAAUAAUAACUGCAGGUGGGAAUAAAACACCCUGUUUUUAAGAAUUUAAAUAUUUUAACAGAUUUGACAUGAUUAUGUAAUGUAGCUGACCUAACAAAACCAUAAUUUCAUUGUUAUUUUUCUCCUUAAUAUACAUAAACUGCUGCUUUAAACAUUUGCAGUUUGGUUAUCAUUUUGUGCAACGACAUUGGGGUGUAAUGUUUACGAAAGUUGUUCACGACAAAAUUUUCUGACUGCUCAUCGCAGAGUUUGAUUAUUCAAGGAUCAAGUACACAUCGUCCUCUGAAUGUACACUAUUCCUAAAAGAGAGAAAACUGUGGCACCUAUAAAAUCUAUCAUGUUCAAAAAUUGUAUUGGCUGUCUGUAAAAUGUGUUUUUUUUAUUUAGUUUGUUUCAUAUUAACACUUUAAGGAUGAUUUUCAUGUGUCAUAGCAUGGUGUUGUUAGUCUGUCAGGUGGCAUUCUCACAAUAACGUCCAGCAUUUUUCUCUUAUCUUGAAUACCUAUAUUUGCAUGGCAUACAAUAGCUGAGUAUUAAAAGAUUUUUUUUUGUAAUGUAGACUAAAAAUAUUUAAUUUCAAGCUUUCUGUAUACAAAUGUCAAAAUUAAAAUAUUAAAAAAAAUGCUUAAAAAAUGCCUGUCAGGCACAUUAAGCAGUAUGUACUUUGCUAUUCUUGAAAGUGUUAAGUGGUGUUUACAACUGGCUCGAAGUUAGCACUGCUGAAACUUGCUGUCCCAAACUGGUUAAGGCUUUUAUUCAUCGACAGCGAAGUUGAUUUUCCGCUCGCAGUUACUGGUACGCGUGAACACAAAAUGAACGUUAGCAACCACGUCAUAGAGUACCGGUUUACAAACUACACAAGGUGCAAUAGCACAACGCAAGUAUUGUUCAUCUUACAACUUUCUUGUGUUUUUGCGGCCAUUUUUAAUAGAUAUGUGUCAUUUGUUAAGCUUCACACACUAAAAGAAAUUAACACGUUUCAAUAAAAUUAUUGCAUUGUCUUUUGUUUUCAUGAUAAAUAUUAUCAAAAGAAGCCCGGGGUAGAAAUUUGGUUCUUCUGUUUAACGAUAUCUGUUUGUAGGUUUGGUGACUUCUUGCGACGUGUGUGCUUUAUAAAUGACUGUGAUUUUCUUGUAUUGGUUGUAUGUUGCACUGUAAUGUCCGUUGUGUGGUUUGUAAACCCAGCCUUUGUUCUACAACUAGUCGGUGUCUCUUAGUGACGAACAAAUCGAGUCAUCCUGUAGGAAUGGUGGUAAGCGUGAUGAGAAUGUAAUUAUAUUAAACGGACAGCAUGUUCCAUUCAGCACAGUUACCAUUUUCAACUGAACACUAAUUUCAUAAUCCUUCCAUCAUCCAAACAAAAAUAGAUUAUUUAAAAACAUUUGUUACUGAAGCCAAACUAUUUUCAUCCCAAAUUGUGAAUCAAUGCAGCAUUAAGAAAUUAGAAGAAUCUGAGAUGGUUUCAACUAACAUCUUAGAAGUUGUGGUAUAUUUCACACGUUCAUCCCUGAGAAGGUAAAAACUACAUCUGGCUGUAUUUCUAAGGUCAGUCAACAAAUUUUAUGUUUUUAAAGAUAGUUGGUGCUAAACUGAAACAUUUUCCAACUUCCUGGUUGGUUUCCCUUGUCUGUCUGAACUCCGAUCAUGGCACUGGUGAUGAAUGGUGAACUGAUAUUUAAAUGUUACAAUCUAAACAAUUUAACUGACUUAACUCAUCCAUCAUAUGUCAAAAGUUAAUACUGUUGGUUUGUAACCUUAAUGUGAACAAAAAUCAAUUGACUAUCACCAUACUCAAACCUUUGAAGCAGGAUUCCUUAAACUGCAACCGUAUCCAAUAUUUAUUAAGUUUUCGCUUCCGUGGUGGUGUGGCAUUUAGUGGUGACUUGCAGAUGCAAAGUAAAUCCAAGGCUGUGAUCAUGCAAAGUCGAUUUUCCAUGCUGCGUACCACAGUGUGCCAAGAGCUAUAUCAGCUGAAUGACAGUCAGUGUUUUGAAGACUUAAAUUAUUAUUAUCAGCAUGAUGUAAAUGCAUGUUAUAAAUUUGACUGUAAAAUUCAUACUUUUGUUCUGAUUGUGUCUGUCUGAUAAUUUAGUAGCUUUCAAUUCCAUUCUCUUACAAGGUUAAGAGGUGAUUGAAUAUUGCUGCAUUAAAAUGACAAAUGUGAAUAUUGUUGCAUUAAAAUGACAAACGUGGGAUACUUACUGUAGAGGUUGUUCAAUUUUGUCACAAGUUGAGGUAUUGAGACUUUUUUUACUGAUUACAUGAUAAAGCAUAUUUAAAAACUUUUCUUAAUUGUUUAGAAAACAUAUUAAAAGUAAUUAAGUUUUUACGUUAUUUGCAAGACUGAUAGUAGAAUUUCUAGAAUUUAUUUGCUGAAUGAAAGUUUGUUUGGUAUUUGUAGCAAUUGUGCCCUGCUCUGUACAUAUAUUGGGUUAGGUCAUGCACUUUCUGGGUUUCCAGCAAAUAUUUGACCUGCCUGGCAGCGUGUGGUUUGUGGUUGAGAAAAGAAAUGUGUAUAAAAUUAUUUCAGCCAUAUAUUUAGUUGGAAUAAAUCAUUAAUUUGUUUGGAUUAUAUACUAGCUUGAAGUUCACAUUAUGUGAAGUUUCAUGCUCGUGCAUUUUUUUUUGCAAGAAAAUAUCACUUGGUGUUUAUUCAUAGUAUUUUUUUUUAGAAUCGAUGUGUGCUACUUUAAUGUGUGUAUUUUUUAAUGAAUUGAUUGUUUAUUACAAUGAUAUGGAAAUUUAGUUAUAAGUUUGGAGUGAUUUCAUGGAAAGACGGAGGAUUCGACUUCAUUAAAAAAAAUCGCGCAAGUAAUCUGUUGGAACAAAUCGUGUUCAGAUUGUUGAGUUGUGAAUGUUGGACAAUGUCUUUUAAUUUUGUACGGCAGAGGCUCUGGAAAACUGUAAAUUGCCAUACUAAUAAAUUUAAUAAAUUGUACCUGUAGAUUA